Molecule: messenger RNA, 2457 nt
Organism: Pyricularia pennisetigena
Lineage: Eukaryota; Fungi; Ascomycota; Sordariomycetes; Magnaporthales; Pyriculariaceae
Exons: 3
Coding region: 1-2457 (818 amino acids)
Biological process (GO): signal transduction; activation of GTPase activity; regulation of fungal-type cell wall organization
Cellular component (GO): cell cortex
Molecular function (GO): GTPase activator activity
Source: RefSeq, a predicted model, not a curated record
AUGUCCAACGCCCCUCCUGCCGCCGAAUCUCCUGGGCCUCCAGUCGCCCAACAAUCCCCCAACGACCAAAAGGGCCCGAGCUCGUCGCCGCCUCCAUCGCAGCAGAUUCAUUCUCAGAAGCUUCAGUCGCACGCGCCACUGAAUCUUCCACCGACUUCAACCCCGACACCGUCGUCGCAAGCUUUGUCGCCGCCGACGAAACGGGACCUUCGUUCAUGGUGGAAGAGGUUUCAGGCAAAUAACAGCAAGAACCAAGAAACCGUUCCAGAAUCACGGCCGCAUGGAAUCUUUGGGGUUCCGUUACGUCAAAGCAUCACAUACGCAAACGUUGCCAUUUCGCUACUCGAUGACGACGGAAAGAGCUACAUUUAUGGAUAUGUGCCGAUCGUGGUCGCAAAAUGCGGCGUGUUUUUGAAGGAGAAAGCAACCGGAGUCGAAGGCAUUUUUCGACUGAGCGGCUCAGAAAAACGCAUAAAAGAGCUCAAGACAAUUUUCGACUCACCUGAUCGUUACGGCAAAGGGCUUGUUUGGGACGGAUAUACGGUUCACGAUGCCGCCAACGUGCUCAGGCGAUAUCUCAACGACCUACCAGAGCCGGUGGUCCCAUUGGAUCGUUACGAAGCUUUCAGAGAACCUCUUAGAGGCGCAACAUUACAGGCUGUUGGAGACGCUGAAGGGCCACAGUUUGUGAAAGAUUUUGACUUGGCAGAAGCGAUUGCAAAGUAUCAACGGUUGAUAACUGAGCUGCCACCGCUCAACCGCCAACUACUCCUCUAUCUGCUCGACUUGCUCGCCGUCUUUGCCGCCAAGUCUGACGAGAAUCGCAUGAACUCGCAGAAUCUAGCUGCCAUUUUUCAACCCGGAAUGCUUUCUCACCCGAACCACGCCAUGGCGCCUGAGGAGUAUCGGCUUAACCAGUGUGUCAUUAUAUUCCUGAUUGAAAACCAGGAUCACUUCCUCAUUGGCAUGCAGGGAACUGCUGCAGAUGAGAAGACCGUUCAGGAGGUGCAGAAGGGUACCCCGCCAGUGGUAACUCCGGUCACUCCCGGCGCAUCGCGCAAGUCGGGGGUGCACAGGUCAGCUUCGAACGCCAGUGCUGGCGCGGAAAGUGUUGCACGGGACGGCCAAAUACGGCGAAAUCGAUCAGUCUCAUCCAGGCAUUCGCGGCACUCCAACGGCGCACCAAGCCCUGCAAGCCCAGCGCAUGGAUCGGGCGCAUCUGGCGGCUUGGCCAGGAGUAACACAGUACCAUCCAAAAAGUCCCCUGCUAUCGGCACAGGCAGGUUCCACAAGAAGGGAGAACAAUCAGGAGCACCCGUGGUGCCACUAACCCCGGCCACUCCAACGCCUAUCCCGCCAUCGCCGAUAGUAGUCGAUGCUGGCAGCCCAAUGGAGGCAAUCGGUCGAGACGUCCAUUCAGCUGCUGCUCCACCCAGUUCAAUUAAUGACCAAACUCUCUUGACAGUCGAGCAUCCUGGACUGGGAAGCAAAGGUCAAGACGGCCUCUUGGAUCCCACAACUCCGGAUGCCUUGACCCCUUCCCGAGAACGAAAGCUGCAAAGCCUCUUUCAGCGCUCGCCAGGAAGUGAUACCGAAUCUAGGACGCCCAAUAAACUCCGCAAAAAGCGUUUGGUCAGCAGUCAGAACGCUAGUGCCCAGAGUUCUACUGCAUCCUUGCCGCAUUCUCAUGCGGGUGUCUCCCCCGGUGUCGAGCUUUCGAAUCCGAUGGACCAGCCGCCGUUGAAGGUACUGCCGGAAGCGCAGCAGAGCUCCCCAGGUCCAGUGCCGCCUUCAUCAGAGAGCGCGUCUGAUGCAACGCCUAGAGCGCAAAGCCACUCUCCUGAUGUAAACGCAAACUACCCUCCUGUUGCCAACAACGACACCAGCUUGAAGCCGCAAAAUUCACACACACAAUCUUUACACAGUUCCUUUAACGAGGGCUCUGAUAUUGAUCAAGUCGAGGAAUCAGCACCACCAGUAGCAUCCGAUCAGCCAGAGCCAGAAAAGGAUAAGAAGCGACGGUGGCGACUUUCUCGAAGGAAGGAAGAGAUGGGUGCCACGGCCAGCCCUGGACCGCCGCCUGUCCCGACGUCUCCCCGUAAAGUAAUUGGGACGAACACUCAUGCAGAGGCAAGCACAAGUUCAAUUGGCAGCGGCAGUAAGCAGCAUCGGCGCAGCUUCAAUGGCGAGCCAGUCGAUAACAUUUUGACGGGAAGCACGGAUGCCCAGUCGUCUCAUGAUUCGGCCAGUAAGGAGGGCAGGGAUGAGUCUCGAGGCCUGACCGGAUGGUUUAAAAACAAGUACCGAGAAGCCAAAGAGAACCGUGACGAGCGUCGCAAUAAGUCACCGCCACCUGCACAACAAGACUUUAGUCCGACUAACAUGAUAGUGGCACGUGGUAAGAGCUUGGACAUUGCCCGGCCACCUGCCGAGGAUAGGGAAGCGCCCAAACCAUGA